AUGCGCAGUGUGGCUAUAGCUCAGCCUUCUGACAUGCCGACGGUCAGUGUGAAGCGGGAGCUGCUCUUCCAGGCGCUGGGCAGGCGCUAUACUGAUGAAGAAGUUGAUGAACUUUGCUUUGAGUUUGGUCUGGAGCUUGAUGAAAUUACGUCUGAGAAGGACAUAAUAAGCAAAGAACAAGGUGAUGGAAAGGCAGAGGGUGCAUCAGAUAUCAUUCUCUAUAAAAUCGAUGUUCCUGCUAACCGAUAUGAUCUUCUUUGUCUGGAAGGAUUGGUCCGAGGGCUUCAGGUCUUUAAAGAAAGGAUAAAGGCCCCUAGAUACAAAAGGAUUAUGCCAGCGAAUAGUGACGUUCAAAGGCUGAUUAUUACUGAAGAGACUGCCCAAGUUCGUCCUCAUGCUGUAGCUGCGGUCCUUCGUAACAUAACUUUUUCCAAGGAUCGCUAUGAUAGUUUCAUUGACCUACAAGAAAAACUACAUCAGAACAUCUGCAGGAAAAGAGCGUUAGUAGCGAUUGGUACCCAUGACCUGGACACAAUCUCUGGUCCAUUUACUUAUACAGCUAGACCUCCUUCAGAAAUUAGAUUCAAGCCCCUGAAUCAGUCCAAGGAGUAUACUGCUUCUGAAAUUAUGGAUCUAUAUAGGACUGACAGCCAACUUAAGCAUUAUUUACACAUAAUUGAAAACAAACCACUUUAUCCAGUUAUCUACGAUAGCAACGGUGUCGUUCUUUCAAUGCCACCAAUCAUCAAUGGAGACCAUACAAAAAUAAGCCUAAAUACCAGAAAUGUGUUUGUUGAAUGCACAGCCACUGAUAUUACAAAGGCAAAAAUUGUCCUCGAUAUCUUAGUCACGAUGUUUAGUGAAUAUUGUGAGAAGCAAUUCACUGUUGAAGCAGCAGAAGUAACUUAUCAUAAUGGAAAAACCUGCAUCUAUCCAGAACUGGCUUACCGAAGAGAAAAAGUGAAACCUGAUUUAAUGAACAAGAAAAUUGGAAUCAGUGAAACGCCAUCAAGUCUUGCAAAGCUGCUGACCAGGAUGUGUUUGAAGUCACAUGUCACAGGGAAUGGGAACAGUAUAGAAAUUGAAAUCCCUCCUACCAGAGCGGACAUUAUCCAUGCAUGUGAUAUCAUAGAAGAUGCAGCAAUAGCUUAUGGUUAUAACAACAUUCAGAUGACUAUUCCAAAAACAUACACCAUAGCCAAUCAAUUUCCUCUCAAUAAGCUCACAGAACUUCUGAGACAGGACUUGGCAGCUGCUGGAUUCACUGAAGCACUCACUUUUGCACUGUGUUCCCAAGAAGAUAUUGCUGAUAAACUUGGUGUGGACAUCUCUUCAACGAAAGCAGUACACAUAGCUAAUCCCAAAACAGCAGAAUUUCAGGUGGCACGCACCAGCCUCUUGCCUGGCCUCCUGAAGACCAUUGCUGCUAAUAGAAAGAUGCCUUUGCCUCUGAAACUUUUUGAAAUCUCUGACAUUGUUGUAAAAGAUUCCACCAAAGAUGUAGGUGCAAGGAACCAGAGGAAUCUCUGUGCCAUUUACUACAACAAGAACCCCGGGUUUGAGGUCAUCCAUGGGUUGCUGGAUAGAGUCAUGCAGCUGCUGGCUGUGCCACCAAGCAAAGAGAGUGGAUAUCUAAUCAAGGCAGCUGAAGACUCUGCUUUCUUCCCUGGCCGCUGUGCUGAGAUCCUUGCCAAAGGUCAAAGUAUUGGGAAGCUUGGAGUCCUUCACCCUGAUGUUAUCACCAAAUUUGAGCUCACCAUGCCAUGCUCUGCCCUAGAGAUCAAUAUUGAGCCCUUCUUGUGAAGACAAGACUAUGUUAUAUCACCGCCAAACAUCCACUUCACAUGCAACCAUGCCCUUUAGUCUCUCUCUGCAGAGAACAUCCACUUAUACUUCAAUGUUCUAAUAAA
Emys orbicularis (European pond turtle) is the source of this 1910-nucleotide messenger RNA. RefSeq names its product phenylalanyl-tRNA synthetase subunit beta (gene FARSB). NCBI's taxonomy places the organism in Eukaryota, Metazoa, Chordata, Testudines, Emydidae. The record is from RefSeq and is a predicted model, not a curated record. Gene Ontology annotation, molecular function: phenylalanine-tRNA ligase activity; RNA binding; ATP binding. Gene Ontology annotation, biological process: phenylalanyl-tRNA aminoacylation. The coding region runs from base 1 to 1803 and encodes 600 amino acids. Gene Ontology annotation, cellular component: phenylalanine-tRNA ligase complex; cytoplasm. The transcript has 17 exons.